This is a messenger RNA of Magnolia sinica, 894 nucleotides long. RefSeq lists its product as uncharacterized. Bases 1 to 894 code for a protein of 297 amino acids. Gene Ontology annotation, molecular function: catalytic activity. The record is from RefSeq and is a predicted model, not a curated record. NCBI's taxonomy places the organism in Eukaryota, Viridiplantae, Streptophyta, Magnoliopsida, Magnoliales, Magnoliaceae. The transcript has a single exon.
AUGCUGUGGUCAGCUAAGGACGUCAAAUGGGUUCCUCUCAAUGCCUCAGGAAGCUCCGGCGGCAUCAUUCUAGCAUGGAAAACUUCCAAGUGGGAGCUUCAAUCCUCCUCCGUUGGAUCAUUUUCAAUCUCAGCUAUCUUAAAAGAUAAGUGUUCUUCUUUAUGUUGCCUUGUCUCUUCCGUUUAUGGUCCUAACUCAGAUAAUAUCAGAAAAGAUUUUUGGAAUGAGUUGACUAGCAUCAGACAUUCCUUCCCAGGUCCUUGCUGCUUCGUAGGAGAUUUCAACGUCAUCAGAUUUGCCGAGGAGCAUUCAAGGAAGAGAAGAGUUUCUUCAGCUAUGGAAGAGUUUUCUGAUUGGAUCCAAUCGCAUGAACUGGUUGAUCUCCCCUUAUUUGGGGCGAGGUUUACCUGGUCCAACGGUCGUCAAACUCCAAUUCAGUCCAGACUCGAUAGAUUUCUUCUAUCCACUGACUGGCUAGAGGCCUUUCCGGCAGCUUCUCAACUGGCCCUUCCCAGAAUUACUUCAGACCACUGUCCAAUCCUGCUAUCCCUGGAAGAUGAGAGCUGGGGUCCUAAACCAUUCAGGUUUAAUUCUUCCCGGAUCAACCUAAAAGAUUUCAAGCAGCGGCUCAAGGAAUGGUGGUCCUCAUUUCAGGUCGAAGGCUUCGCGGGUCACAAACUUCUAUGUAAGCUCAAAUUGCUUAAGGAGAAGUUGAAGAAAUGGAAAAUAGAGGAAUUGGGAAAGAAGGAUUCGGAAAUGGCAGCCCUUCUGUCGGAACUCCAGCGUUUGGAUUCGGAAGCAGAGGGAUCUAUGUUGUCUUCUGAAGCAUUGGGCAGAUGUAUCCAGAUCAUCCAAGAUAUUUCCAUUAGAUCGCUGCAAGACGAAAUAUCCUGA